AUGAAUACCAAUAAAAAGUUUCAAACUGCUCCAAUAUUUAGCUGGCCAAAUUCUAAUGAAAUAAGUGCUGAUUUUGGUGCUUUAGGUGGUUUUUGUCUUUCAAAAAAUAAUAUUGAUGGGGAAUUUAUGAACAGCGGAUCAACAAAUAAUCAACCUACUGGAGUAGUUCCCAUAACACCUAUCAAACAAUAUUUUCCACAUACACGUCGUUAUGAUCAAAACCUGAACAUUCAUCGUAACAUAGCUCUUUCCAAAUCAUAUUUUACUCAAAAUGCUGAACACAUGCAUAAUGUAAUUCCAGAAUUUGAUAUUCCUCUAGAUUUUCUUGCUGAAACUUUUAUAAAUGAAUCUAUUACUGAAGAAGAAUAUCAUUACACCAAUGAUUCUUGCAUGGGAAGUCAACUUAUUUCAAUUUGUGAUUAUCGUAUAGUAGAUGGCCAACCACUCCAACUUAUGAUUUUUCCAAUGGGCAUUGCAGGAUCUGAGUUAUGCAUGGUCCCAUUAAAAAAAGAGAAUAACUUUCAUGAUUCAGAAUUUAAGAUCAGUCAACUUAAACUAGACCUAUCAAACAGUUCAAGAUUAAAUUUAAAAACACCUAUUAGACAAGUCACAACUUCCAUAUCUGAAAAAUGGCUUGUUAAUAAAUUACCUGGCUUAAUGGCUGUACGAACAAUGACUGGAACAAUUUUUUUCGAAUUUACAAAACAAUCUAAUUAUGAGCCAAUUGCUAUGGAUGUCCUAGUGAAUAACACAAAUAAAUUUUAUGAACACAUGCAUGUCACCUUCAAUCCAGUAUUAUAUGGUGAGGCAGCUAUAAUAGAUAAGUAUGAUGGUGUUUAUAUUUGGAGAGCAGAAAGAUCCAUAUCUACUCGAGAAUUUGAAAAGUCCGGUACAGAUUCAAUACACCUUCCAUCACCACAAACAAACAAACCACUAAGCGAAUUGUGGAAGGCUUGUGAGUAUGGUGCUCAUCCUCAAUCAUUGCUUGCUGCUUCUAGAACUAGUAUUAAUUUUUAUGAUUUUAGGGAAAAAGUGGAAUCACCAAAUGUUAAUUUAUAUAAUGUUAAGGUUGGAGAAAACAUAUAUGCAUUUCAAAGGUUUCCCAUGAUGAAUUCAUUUCAGACCAUAUUCUCAACUGACAAUGAUAUCAAUAUAUUAGAUCAAAGAUUUCCAAAAAGACCAUUAAUAAGAUGUGCGCAUCACUUUAAUAGCCCUCUAUCUGGAUUUAACAUUAUAGUCAAGAAAAAUGACUUUUCACAAUCAAAAUACUUGAGAACUCCAGACUUGACACAAUUAUCUCAUUCUUAUUAUGAACCAUUAAAGACACCUAAACUACCAUAUUUAUCCAGUGCUUUAUUGCUCCAAAAUGAUGUUCAAUAUUUACCAAGUGGAGUGAUUGAUGAUAAAAUAUUGAUAGACUCAUCUAUCGAUAACAGUAAUUGUUUCAGUGUAAUUCAACUCUCACAAACUGGUGCUUUAUACAAACAAACAUUUUAUCAUGCAGAUCAAACAAAUGCACCAAUGCCCAAGUACAAACAUCUAGAACUGUUUGAUAUGCAAUUUGUUGAUAUGCCAAAGUCUGUAGUGACUUUUCAACAUAUGGCUGACAAGGAUUUAGGCACUGUCCCAGAACUUCGAUUGAAACACUAUCAAUCCAAGUCUUUUGAGAAGUUAUGGAACUAUAUUUCCAAAGAUUUUAAAUCAUCAGGAAGUAACUAUAGUCUUAAAACCCUUAAUUUAAACUAUGAUACAAGUUUUUCUAAAUGGGAGGAUGUGGAAAAAUUUUUUAAAGAGUAUGGCAACAAAUUAGGUUUUAAUUGUCAUAGAAGGUUAAUAUUGACAGAUACAAAUGGAAAUGUUACAUUGGCAAAGUUUAAAUGUACUGAAGUUGAUUAUGAUCCAAAAAUUACAAAGUUUUCAAGGUUUUCUCCAUGUGGAUGGUCAGCUACACUUUCUCAUUCAAGAACUCAUAAUAGUAUUAUUGUUGCAAAUCUUAAUAAACAGCAUAAUCAUGACUUGUUUUCACCUUUAUACUACUCUGAAAGAUGGGAGUCAGGGGCAGCAGAUUAUUUAUCAAAUAACUCUAAUUGGUUUCUUACUAGUCUAGCUUCAUUAGAUCAUAGAACAGAAUAUAAAGCAAGGGACAUCAUAAAUACAUUGAUCAAUAAUAAAAUUAAUCUGGUACAUGAUAGAAUUAAUAAAUCCUUACAUCCAUCAACAAUAUAUGAGAUAUUAAAAAAUAUACGAAGCUCUUAUGAUGUUUCUACCCGCAGUAAUUCUGAAAUCAUUCGGAAUCAACAUUUUUCAGAAAAUUAUCGAUUAAUAGAUGAUGAAAGUGAAGAAAUAAUAAUGAUUGACUGGACUUCUGCUAAUAUGGAUGAAAUGUUAACUAUGCCACAAGGAAUAUCAUUAUCAGACACAAUUAUUUCACUGUAUGGUUUUCCUUUUAACAAAAUAAAUAAACAUCAUAACAAUAGCAUUAAUGAUACUUUAACAGAACUCAAAAAUAUUUUGAAGGAAGCAUAUCCUCUUCCAAUAAUGAAUGAAAAUAAUUUCAAUGACUGCUUUAAACAAGGUAAAAUUGUAGAUACAGAUCUUGAUUUAGAAAGUCAGAGUUUUCGAAAUCAUGCAAUUGAUGAAGUUGCAAGAGAUAUGACUUAUAGUUCAAUUAUGUACACAAGCAAUUUACAAAAUUCAUCUAGAUUUCUAUAUUCAAGUGUUGUUGGUGAUUCUAAAGUGGGUUCAACAGAUGUAGAUAGAAGUUCAUUUCCAUUAAUAUUUACCAACAAUAAAGUACUCGAUGAAGAAAAAAAGAUUAUAUUUAAUCCAAUAGCUGAAGCUAUAUUCGAUAGUUGGGUUAUAGGUGAAGAUUACACCAAAUUUCAAUAUGAAUAUCCCUAG
This is a messenger RNA of Entrophospora candida, 2901 nucleotides long. The record is from the annotation of a GenBank genome assembly. NCBI's taxonomy places the organism in Eukaryota, Fungi, Glomeromycota, Glomeromycetes, Entrophosporales, Entrophosporaceae.